This is a messenger RNA of Rubroshorea leprosula, 1248 nucleotides long. The record is from the annotation of a GenBank genome assembly. NCBI's taxonomy places the organism in Eukaryota, Viridiplantae, Streptophyta, Magnoliopsida, Malvales, Dipterocarpaceae.
AAUCAGCCAUGAAUUCCCUUCUUUUUCAACCUUGAUGUGUGUGGGUUUGCUCUAAUUCUCCUUUCUUCAAUUGCUAGAAGUCUGCGUGAAGCCCCCUGCAAUUUUUCCCGCCGGCACCUCCUCAUCCCGCCAGCUCCAGCUUGCUUGUUGAGCAUUUUUGGUAAGUUGGCUUCUCUAAUCCUUGAAAAUUGGUGGAUUAAUUGUUGCUUGUGAGCUUUAAUUAGUUGUGUGGGUGUUUGGGUUGUCAAGGACCAAGAUGCCGAAGGCAACAGGAAUUGCUAGUGUUUAACUCCCACUAGCAGGAUUACAGGAACGAACCGGUUCUAUCAGGAACAUGUCGACAUGUGCUAGCGUUUGACCUCCCACUAGCGGGCAACAGGAUAACAUGACCGUAUCGGAGACAAAACAGGCAGAAGCUGAAAAGAGGAGUUUCUGGGCUGAUUUUACCAAGAAAAACCAGCAGCAGCCGGCGGCAGAGGGGGAAGAAGCAGGGCAGAUCCGGCGGCUUUUCUGCAAAAGAGAGAAGUUCAAAGUCCUAGACUUGUUCUUGGGUAAGAGGGAAACCAAAAAUCAUCAAGUUCUCUUACCAAUUUGCAGAUGGGGACGCUGGAAAAUGGCUGGGUUCACUUCGGCUGCAGCAGGGAGAAAAAACAGAGCAGACGCGGAAAUGGCUGGGAGAAGAAAGGAAAGAAAAGAAAAAGGAAAAAGAGAUGAGAAAUUAGGGGGUUUGGCUGUUGUGUGUGUCCAUGAGGAAAGGGGAGAACCCCGUGAGUUGGCCAUUUUUGUCAAGGCCGGUUCUCCCAUUGCUUGUCCAUGAAAUUGAGGAAAUUGGUAUAUGGGUAAUUACAUAAUUGUAGAUAUAUAGAUAAAUACCCAAUCCCGGUUAAUGCUUAAUUUCCGGAUAGAAAAGCCAAAAAUGAAAAUAAAUAAAGGAAUGAAAUUUCCUUAUAGAUAUUAACUCGAGAAUAUUGUGAUUAGGUCCUUGAUUGCCCUGUGGUCUUAGCACUUGGAUUAGGCCUCCUGUUCUGCGUGACUAAGGUAAGUAAAUUAUGGUAAAGCUCGUAAAUUUUUGAAGCAUAUUUUAAUUGUUUUCUGAGAUGGUGGCGAGGUUUAAAUUGAUUUAUUCGCAUUUGAGCAUGAUUGAAAAGGGAAAUUAAACUUUUAUCAUUUUCCUUAUUUUCUAGAAUUAAGCAUGCCCACAUGAGAUCCUUUUGAUUUAUUCUUGAAAGUGAGAACGAUUGUGAAUUU